GUCAUGACUGAAUAAACGACUACUACAACAACUACUACUACUCGGUGAAUACAGAGGAUGAAACACUUCCUCCUUUGAGCGACAAUAAAGUAACCAUAACGCCAUUUUAAUGAACUUCCCAUUAAAGUCUCAUCAGUCUUCCUCUAAGUGUCACAUUAAAGCUUUGAGAAACGUCAGAAGAACUGAAUGAGGACGAAUAUAAAAUCUCACGAUUAACUGCGAGACUUGGUGCCUCCUAAAUUUUGGCCGGUCUGAAGAAGAGCGACAUCCGAUGGGGGGAUCGACUCUCUGAGAUGCACGGGUCAAGGUAAAGAUAGACACACACACUCGCUUUUGGACACACGCACAGAUACGCACACAUACACACUGAACAUGACAUGAUUGACAGGUCGACAGAAGUUUAUUUGCUCGGCUGACAGUCUCGUUUCCACUGGACUGAGAACAACACUCUGACAUCCUCACACACACACACGCUCGUGUUUACCUGACAGGAUGCUUUGCAUGAGCUGCGCACUUAACGAGCCGAAUUAAUCUGUACGCAUGAACGUGUUUUUGAGACGCAAUGCUUAAGAAACUGUCCAUGUGCUGACUAACUGUACGGACUGUCCUCACGUUGUGUUGUGGAUUGCACCAUGAUGCCAUGAUAGGGGCGUAAUCUCAUGCGCACUUUGUAAAAAAUAAUACCACGCUCGGUGAUGCGCUGGAGGUGAGGCUGCUGCUAAUGCAGAGGCAGGCAGAGGAUGGAUGGAUGGAUGGAUGGAUGCGGGGGCAGCCUGCGCUCUACAGUUUGACUGACGUGCUCGCUGUUAUUAAGAGGAGGCACGUUAAUAAAGUGCUGUCAGACUGACACAUUUAUGAACAGAUGGAACAGGUAGCCAAACGUGUAAGAUGCCAUAAGGAGAGUCACUGGAAACCCCAAAGUCCCACAGCUUUGCACAGUGAGGAACAAAAACACUUAACUGCUGUAGAGGUUUAGUCAUACUUAAUGGUAGUUUCCUGUGACUUCAGUCUGCUAUUCUGAAGGGGAUCUCUCUCUUAUCCUGUUACUUAUGAAAUGCCAAACCAAAAAUUAUAAACUGUUUAAGACAAACCAUGCUUUAACUAAAACUGUAGCUAGAAUUACAACAAACUAACCUUACUCAGUCAUAUUUUCUUGUUUAAUAUGUCACUUGUUACCCCAGAUUGCAGUCAGUCAUUAAGUAAAGGAGUGGGGUAAGAUGAGCCAUUUUUCAUAUUUCAGAUCACUACAUCAAAGACAAUCACAGUUUUGUCUCUAACUUGUGUAUCUGCAUAUAAUUCAAGAUGUUGUGCAUCCCUACAAACCAACAGAAUGAGUGUAAACGUAACUGUCUUGAUAAUAUAGCAUGCCAAAAAAAGUGGUCUCCUAUGGUCAACUUACCCCAUAACUUACUCCAUGUAUGGGGUAAGUUGACCAUAGGAGCGGGGUAAGUUGAGCCAUAUCCCUGCUACCCCUCCACUCUCCACCCCAGCCCUCCCUCACCUUCUCUCUCCCUAAAUAACAGUCACUUCUUCACAUUCAUAUGUAUUUUUAUCUAUUAUACACUAUUCAACUGGUGCAAUAAUUCUCUUUAUUAUUAUUGCAUAUAACUGUUAAAAAGCUGUUUUGUAAAAAGUCAUUUUAACACGAGAAUGUCUUUAAGUGAUUCAGAACAUUCACAGCUGUAUUUUAGAAAAGAAAAAGUAAAACAUUUCAACAAUCUGAACUGAAACUCUGAUCCUCUCAUCAGACUCCUUUACUUUCUCAGUUCAGUCACUGGCUCAUCUUACCUCCGAACUACUAUUUAUGACUUUAAUAGUCAUCUAAACUAAAAUGGUGGACUUUUAUGGUAGGUUUUUGACCUCAUUUUGUAGCACAUUGAUACCACAAUUGAUGUAUAAAACAAAUUUAAAAUGAUCUUUUUGCGUCUGAACAAACUUUCAAGAGUGAAAACUGAUUUUUUUUUCUUUUCUUUUUGUAAAUAAAUGUCUAACCCCUUCACCCAUGGCCUUCUAACCUUCACAGACUCCAUGAAUUGAUGCCCAUCUUCUACAGAUUUGGUCACAUGGUCAAUUUCUGUUACCAUUUCCAAGUAACAGCGGGUGGCUUAACUUACCCUUUGGCUCAAUUUACCCCACUCUCCCCCAUACACUUAACAGCAGGUCUAGAUCAUAGACAUAGACACACAGAUGAAGAAAGACAGAAGUAAACAUGAACUGUAUCUGUGUCCGCUUUCUUGACCAGAGCUGGCGUAGGAUCCCAAAGAAAAGACGCCUGAUAUUUGAGGACUUCAUCUCCUGUUCUACUCUUAAAAACUUUGAGUCCAAGCAGGUCUGCACUCUGCAAGUGUGAGGUAAUGGGACACUGUGGGUUCUUUAGAUAGGGUUGUGCCUGACCAGUGUUGGUGUGAGUGGAAAGAGAGAUAAUACAGAAAAUCUUUAUUUGGGGGAAGUGAUCACUUUGACUUGGCUGUGGCUGUACCUCCAAUGUAAUGUCACGUGGGUGAAAGGGAAGUGGAGCCUGAAGUAAAGUUCAUAUGGGAGUCAUCUUGAUAAUGAUAACUCCAGGACACUUGAGGCUGUGGCAAUUCAUCGAAGGCAGCUAUUUCAUGAGAGAACAUAAGUAGGUAUCAAGAGCCAAGCUCAACAACUUUAGCUUUGCCUUGAGUUUAGUUGCAGAAUGUUGUUGGCCAUUUUAGCAAUUACUGGCUAAAAAGUUUAACUACCGGACUGGUUUCCUCUGGCACUGAAGAGUAUCAUUGGGUAUAAUCUGCAUCACAAUGAAAAUCCAUGUAGCCUUUGCUUAUGCUAUUAUAAAGAGGAAGAUUGGAUAUAAUGAGGUGAACAGACCUGAACAGUGAGUCUUGUGGAACUUAAUUACAAGCUUGUCAGUGAUCGUUGUCGUGCAAAAACUAAAAUGGAUUUGAACGGAUUCAACCAGAAAUGAUCAAGAAUGUGUCUUUAAAUUCCACUAAAGUUAGGAAAUGCAGCUUGUUAGGAGAAACAUUAAGAUAACCCUGUAGUCUUCAUUGCACAGCAUUACAGUUGUUUUAUAGGGGUAGGAGAAAAACAUAGAUACUGCAUAGUAUCACAAUACUUUGUCUGGUGAUACAUCAUAUUGUCUCAUUUACCAAGUAUUGAUUUUUCAAAUUAAUUGCUAAAAUGAAGUCAAAUCUAUGAUAAUGGAAAAAUAAAAUCAACUGUUUGUCCAGUGAGGUUGGCAGAGGUGAGAUCUUAGAGCAGGAAAAAGUUAGUACAACAAAUAUAUGUAAAUAUAAGGUUUACAAGAUGUGCUACAUGAAAAUAAAAUACAGCAUAAAUAAGACAAACAUAAAAGGAAAGACAAAUGCUAAAUUAGCUAAACAGUUGAAAAAAUUGUAUUAAUCGCAAUAUACUGUAUCGCAAUACUCACUGUAUCGCAAAAUGCUAAAAAUCGCAAUAAUAUUGUAUCAUGGCCCAGGUAUCAUGAUAAUAUCAUAUUGUGGGGCCACUAGUGAUUCCCACCCCUAUUGUAUUAUCUAUUGCUUUACUUUUUCAUAAUGCAUUUGAAAUUGGAUUAAACUUUAGUGUGCACAGUUUAAAUCAAUAUACAGCCAAAGCAUCCUAUUCAUGUAUUCAUUAGAGAUGCACCUCUUCAUUUUAUUCCCGAUCCAAUCCAAUACUAAUACCAGGGCUGAGUGUAUCGGCUGAUAUCCGAUACCGAUCCAAUACUUCUGUUGAAUGGAUGAACUGUAUACCUUACCCUGUGAGUGAAGGCAUCAGGCUUGACAUUAGCCUUGUUUAAAAAAAGUAACAAAUUAACACAGAUAUAAAUUUACUUGAUAUUAUUUACAAAUAGCACAUUAGCACACAGCAAAAAGAAGUAAGACUUCUAUGUAUUAAAGAAAAAUUAGUUAAAAGAAAAAAAAAAAGAGUGGAUCGGAACUCUGGAUCAGCAUCAUUCAUCAGAUAUCUGAUCCAGUUAAUUUGUCAAUAUCGGAGCCAAUACCCGAUCCAAAUAUCGGAUUGGUGCAUCCCUAGUGUUCAUGUCAAUUAAAUGCAGAAAAAGCUUUAAGGUACUGACUAAAACGACUACAAGUAAUUUAAAAAGGGCAUCCACAGAGAAUUAUGUACUACCUGAACCUUAUAAUGAGAUGAUUUUGACCUCUUUUAUCAGGCAUGUUCUGGAUUAAUAAACCUCUCUGUUGAAAAUCACCUUAUUCUAGCAGUGGGCAAGCUUUAAUAAAGCCACUGUGUGCUGUUUACCCAUAUAUCUCGGGCUCAUGUGAGAAAGCCAUUUGAAAUACUGGUUUACAACAAGCAAUUAUACUGCACGUUAGAGCCAUUUUACAACUCGAGACAAAAGUAAGCCAUCACUGUGAACAGAAAGUGAAACUGCUGCUCGCCUGAAACCGUUUGACAGGAGGCAAAUGUGUGAUCAGUCUCAUCAGAUGCAGCGGUUCAACCACCUCAGGACAAACAGCUUCACAGAAUGUGGCAAAUGUAUCUUAACAGUGUUACUCACCAAGCAGAGGAGAGAAACGGUUAGAUGGCUCUAUAAUUAAGAACUGCUGGAAUAUAAUCCUGCGUUCGUGUGUGAUCUCAUCUCUUUAGAGUUAAUAGAUGUUACAUAGGGGGUGCUUUCAAGGGAGAGAUUACCGCACAGGUUUCUAUUAUGGUGACAUCUCUUGAGAUGGCAUGCAUAUGUAAAGCCAGCUUCACUUAGCAGGGCAGGGAAGCUGGUGGGAGGUUGCAGUUUGAGAGAAUAACGCUGCGAGGGUGCAGAGAAGGCAUGUGAACGGUUUGAGACGAUGCUACAGAGCUGAGUGAACUGAGAGGCAGGGUGUUCUCCGACUGACUAAUUGUGUUUCAAAUUGGGUCUUUUAGCGCACAAUGGGGAAUGGGAUUGCUCUGAGCUCCCCGCUGAAGCACCCAAGGAUAAGAAAGUUGUCAGAUUUGUAGGUCAGGCUGCAUGGGGUUGUUGUUAGGCAGACUUGCUCACAGCUCCAGAUGUGACCGUAGUUUGACGUUGAGCUCUUUAAGAUUGCGUGUUUGGCUUUAAGUUUUGCUUUCUGGUCUUCAUAAAUGUUCCCUAAUCGUGCUUUCACCAACUUUCUCAACUGUUUGCAGCUGCACUGGAUAUUGGGCUUCUUUAUGUUUGAAUUGUCUUCAUCUUCAUCCCCGUUUGUUCCUUUACUCCCCUCUUUCUGUGUUCAUUAUCUUUGACAUGUUGAGCUAAAAUCUUAAUUGAUUUCACAGAGUUAGAGGGAAUUGCAUGAGUGUAUCCUGGUCCCAUCUGGAGCUUAUCAGAGCCUGACCUGGUUUUUGGUGAGCUACGCUAGCAUGUAGCUCCUUGGGGACCUGUCCCCUCCUUGUGCUGACAAAGGGAAGAAGGCCACAGCCGGCCCACCUAUCCCAGCCUGACAUAGCCCGGCGUUACCUGAGUCUGAUAUCACCUACUUCUGUCUCAAACUGUGCCUGCACCAAGGACCCAAAAGUUGCUUACAGAACAGUUUCUCCCUCCUUACUCAUUGUAGGUCACUUGGUCUUCCUCCCUCCAUUUUGGAAAGAGCUUCCGGGGAUAUUUUGCCCUACAAAGAAAUAAUUGUCUUAUCUCCCUAAUUCCCAAUUAUUAUGCACAGGCUUAUUUAAGAAAAAGGAUUAGAUUCUCUCUCUUUUUUGGCGGCUGCACCAGUGAGCUGGGGAUGAAAUUUGAAUGUGACACUCCUCUCCUCCACUGCAGUGAGGCUAGGGUCCUACACAUGGAUGAACUGGGGGAGGAGAGAGAACAGUGAGGCUGUCAUGUAAGCCGUCUCCUCUGGGGCCACCUCUCGGUGUGCGCUGCUUCCUGCCUCAGGUAGAAGCCUCAGUGUUUCUGCUGCUGAGGCGUCAGGCUGCUCUCCUCUCCUCUACUCUCCCUCCCGCUGAGGAGGCAACGAGUCUACUCACAAAACCUCAAAAUGGAGAAGGUAAGCUUUUUGUUUCAUUAUUGCUUUCUUGUUUAUUUUACCGUUUUUUUCACACUUAGCUAUAAGAGGUUGCUUAUUUUAUGCAGCAGUUUCUGAGUUUGCGUUGUUGAUUCUAUACUUGAAUCCCUCCAGGGCACAUGGGGCCUUUUCGUGCCGAGUUGGCAUGCUCCUUAUGUUUGUGUUGCUCUCCUCUACACAGAAAAAUACAUGUUGGAUAUUAGGAGUAGUCCUGGCAUUGCCUUUCGGCUAGUAAGAGGGUUUGAAAACUGGAUUUGGUCCCGAGGUGCUUAUCACUGCUCCUCAAUUGGCAGGAAGGGUGAAACGCAGAGGACAAAUUUCCUCCCAGGGAUUAAUCAAGUAUUAGUUUGAUAAAUAAAAAAAGCUGUGGAAGCUUUCAUGCUGCUUGUUUUCAACGACUGUUCAUCCUUGAAACGCAGACAAACGCAAACACAAGAGGCUUUAAACACUUAGAUGAUACAUUCCCCAAAUUUUAUUAAAUUUACUUUGAUCAUGUCUUUCUUAUCUAACAUUUCUCACCAAAAUGUUAAAACACAGAUAUAAUUAAAUCGGUAUUUUGAUAUUCUAUCUUUAAAAGGUUAGGUGUCAUGAGCGCAAUUAACAACUUUUGGAUGUGUGAUGAAGAGAAGGAGCAACACUAACAUAACAGACAUAUGCUCUAAUUCUUACAUGUGCCAGUGUGCAUGUAAAAAAUGAGUUUUAGAUGACAUAUGGAGGAUUUUUCUCGGUCUGUCUCUUUUCUAGAGCUGCUCAGAGUGCGCUGAGCCAACACUCGCACAAAGCCUGUGUACACUCUGCAACAAGUGGUUGUGUUACCAGUGCACAGAUGUGCAUCAGCAUCAGAGAUCCUCCUCCACCUCCCAGUACACAGACCUGCACCAACAACAGAGAUCCAGUGCCCCACAAUGUCCUGACAUGCACCAGAGAGGCUCCAGCUCCCUGCCUCCCACUGGACAAGGCAAGACACUUAACAUAUUCGAAGACUUUGUUGCAUCCAGCUCUAAACCAGUGCAAUCAAUGAUGACUGGAGCUACAAAGUUUAAUGUCUCUAUCACCUCAAAGUUUGUUUUGACUUCUUUUUUACCCUCUGCUGCAGUGCACUGUUUGCUUGUUAAUCAUGUCUCAGUAGGAACCAUUGCAAUGAAUGAUUCAUAACAGAGGCAAUGGUUGAUGAUACUUCCUGGAGAUCCCAGUGUUUUAUUAUACCUCUCGUUAACACAUGUCCCAGAUUCAUAAGUGCUCCCAUAAUUUCAUUUUUGCUAAUAUUAGCGUGUUGCUAUUUAAAGACCCUCAAGUAAGCCUGCCAGCAGCUUUGUUGCCAGCUGUCUUUGCAGGUGUGCAUUGCACAAGUUGUCAAAUCAUAACAAGCAUGUCCUAAACACCCUCUUUGUGAUGAGGGAGUGUUUCUGUUUGGUUUGUAUACUUGUGAGAAAAUGUGUGACUGCGCUGACAGACAGGAUGUGGUCAGUGAAUGUGCACAGGGUGAUGCUCAGCGCUCUACCACAGAGAUCAGUGAUGAUCUGCAGGCAGGAGGAGGGUUGGCUGAGGUAAGCCGGCCAGCAGAGAGCAGCAGGGCUGCGUUCAUUUGCCUUAUCCUGCUAUUGUUAGAUAGAUGUAUUGUGGGCCAACUGUUUCUACUGUGACCUAUUUAGAAGUGUGUGAAGGAUAUUUCUGAGUGUGCAUCAAAGACUAUUUGGACAGGACUGAAAAACUGUUUGCUUAUAUCUUUUGUCACUCAACACACCGCAACUCAGUCUCAAUGCAACCUCAAAUAGGAACCAAUUUCUCCCAUUUAUGUUAUCAUUUUGUGCAGACAGGCCAGUAUUGAUAUUGCACACCAAUUUUGCUCAUCACAGUUUACUUUUAGCUCUAAGCUGCUUCAUUGAAGCAUCAUUUGAAAGUUUCAGGGCCAUAAAAAAGAUUCGACAAUGUUAUCUCAGUGCAAUCUGCAGCAGAAUAUAAAGCAGACAACUAAUGAAAUCAUUGUUCUUGCAUUCUUAGCAGUGUAACAACAGACCGAAGUCUGCAACUGUGCCGGAAAUUCGUUGCAUUGGUGUCAUCAUUAGCAAAUUGUCCCGCCUUUCUGGCUUAGGCACAUGACUACCAAUGUGAUGGGCGUUAGCUUCAACGUUUUUUCUUCAGGUGAAAUGCGGUUAUUUCUCUCAGCUUAGGAAGUGGUAAAGAAACUCUCUCAUGUCCAGAAAAUCAACAUGAAGCAAGCUAAGAGCCUAGUUAGCUUAAUCUGACACGAAGUGUGAAAACAAGAGGAAACAGAGUGUUGCAGAGUCUAAACCUUCAUCUGCACCACCCAUGUGUUACAAGUUCUCGCAAAAUGUAAACAACAAAGAGAGGUUAUAGAGGUUAUAACAAAGAGAGGUUAUAAAUUAAAUUCAUUUUUCUUUUAGACAGAGUUAAAAAAUAAAUUGCAGUUUAGCAGGUUAUCUGCUAGACUAUUGUAUCUUGGCUAAUCCAUAAACAGAUGACAUUGUUUAUUUUAUUUAUUUCGGUCACUUAUUUCAAAAUAUGAAUACAAUCAAAGACACUAAAUGAAACCAGACCGAAAAGGUAUAGGCUGAAGCAUCACUUAUUACACCUACCCUUUUCAACUUAGACCUUUGUAAAAGAGCAAACUGUCUUUUUUACAGUCAAACAAACAGGAAACUGACUUUUUCUAUAUUUAGACAUGGUGUCCUCUUUAGCACCAGCACUUGUAGUGUACUAAAGUGACCUCUACUUUUGUAGUUUUGUGACUCAGUUUAAAUCAACCUUGACUGGACAACUACUCUGGAGACACGUAACAGUUUGACUGCUUUAAUAACCUUCAUUUGUAUCAUCCUAAUCACACAAACAAGACACAACUUUUUCCUGUUAUGCUAAUGUUGCAUGGCUCUCAGACAUCUACUAGGGACAGUUUAAUCCACUGAAAUCAAAACUUAAUGAGUUCUUGUCAUUGAGUUGUUGGCUCAGCUGCUCAUUUGAUAACUGGGUAAGUAAGAGUCACUAAUAAUUAGUGUGUUUGUUCUCAUUUACAAACUAAACAAACAUCCUGAUGGCCCUCCUACUGUCAGGAAGUUAACUGCAUCAGUGAAUUUUGUUGAUAAUUCACCCCUCUCUUCUCCUCUCACCCCUCUCCUCUCACCUCCCCUCCGUCUGUCUUUUAGGCCCAGGGUCGUAUCCUUGUCCCCUCCUCAUGUGCCACUCUCACAGACAGGAGCCCUUGGAGCUGUUUUGUGAGUCAUGUGACCUUCUGUGCUGUAGCAGCUGUCAUCUGUCCUCCCACAAAACCCACAGGUCAGUCCUCAGAGGCAGCACAAGGACACUGCAGAGAAGGGCUAACCGCAGGUUAAAAACUUCCUCUGAGCUACGACUCCCUUUAACUGCCUUGUCACUUUUAUCACGUGUAUUUGCAUACGCUAUCCUUGGCCCGCCUAAUACCUAUUAAGUAUUCAUACGCUUUUGUUUUUGUGUGAUGUUUCAGCACAGUAGCUGCCCCUUUAAGGUCACCUGCAUAAUGCCUCAUCCCAGGGGAAAACAAAUUUAAUUCUGGUGCUCUUUCUGCCCAGAGAAUAAAUUAGUCAACUUUCUGUUUGGUGGCUGUUCUGAUCUCUUGUAUUGUUCAGGGUGGUGCAAAUCGGGAAGGCCCUACAGGAUCAGCAGUGGCUUCUCGAGAGACUGAUGGUGCAGGUGGAGGAGAGGCGAUCUGCAGUGGAGAACAAUGCCAAACAGAUAGAGGACAGGUUGGUUUAGACUCUCAGAGAUGCAAAAUCACUGCCCCAACUUCUUCAGUCAAUAAUUCAACUGCAUGAAAGGCAGCAUAAAUUAAUGUCUGCUUUCUUCUCCUACAUUUGGGAUUUUCUGCUGGGAAAAAAUGCAUUUAUUUUCUCCACUCUGUCUCCGCAGACUUCAUGGCGUAAAGAUUGCACACAGGAAGGCAGAGAACCAGAUUAAAAUGGCAAAGAUGAUUAUGAUGAACGAGCUUAACAAACGAGCUAGCCUAUUAAUAGAGCAACUGGAGGUAAUUACUCUCUUUUUCUCCUCUUCUUAUCAUUCAGCCAGCUGUGAAUCUACAUGCAUAGAGUCAGUAACCCCAAUGAUAUAAUCAGUUUUGAAAGCAGGCAAACGAGAACCCAUAAUAAUCUGUCAGAGCUGCUUAAGCUAACAACUAUGGAGCUCGAUCUGUCAAAAAAAAAAGGAGCCAUCGAUUUAGCCCUCUGCCCAGACAUGCCUCUCUUUGAACUCUUACUUAGCUGUAAUUGUUUCUUUCAAGAAAAUCUCAGAGGACUUUCAGCAGCGUCUGGAGGACCAGCUGCAGGGGGCAAUAGAGACGUGUGGCCAGCUGGACCAUGUUCAGAAGUUCAUCACCUGGGCGAAGACCCACCACUGCAGAGGCCCGGUGCUCUUCAGCAGGGCUCUGGUAUGUCUCAGUGGAACACACAGAGAUACACACACACACACACACACACACACACACACACACACACACACACACACACACACACACACACACACACACACACACACACACACACACACACACACAGUCGGUUAAGGAGGAAGUAAAAUAAGUGAUGAAACUGCCAGGUCAAACUCCGUCCCACUAUUCUUGAAAUCUCCUCGAUUAAAGGGGUAUUCCGGCGUAAAUUUAAGUUAGGGUCAAACACACCCUAACACGGAGUUAGACACCCCCUUGAGAGAUGAAUGUUGCUGACUGCUUGCUUCUCUAGUAAUACCAACUUCAGCAAAGACUGCACCAUAGCAAUACAUAACAGUCUAAAAAUAUGUGUGGUGGCUAUUACUAUGGCUGGGACCCUACAUGUACUGUUGAUGAAGUUAGGUGCUGUUCUGAGUAUUAUUGGUGGCUUUUUGGUUGAGGUUUUCAUGUGAAGACAUAGACCGCUGUGUAUCGCUAUCAUGCGGUUGUUACUAAAGUUGGUACAACUAGAGAAGCAAGCAGUCAGCAACAUUCAUCUCUCUAGGGAUCGUCUAACUCGGUGUAAUGGUGUGUUUGACCAUAACUUAAAUUUAUCCCUUUAACUGUAUAUUCAUGGGAAAUUAAACUUAAACUCACUCGCUCCACAAUCCCUUUAAAGAGAUAUUUCAAACUUACUACGCCCACGAAUCAGUCUGCUCCAUCAAAGACCUAAAGAGUUGUCACAGUCAGUUUCCCACAGGAAGGUUGUUGUCUUGUCAAAUAAGUUCUUUCAGAUUUAAAUGUCAGGAUAUUUUAUUGUGGGCUAAUUUUUUUCUUCAUUUAAAUCUGGGAAUUGGCGUCGAAAUGUAUUUUUGUGACAUGCGUUUUGACGCCCUCUUUUUUUCAGCUUUCCCUUCAGAUGCAGCAUCUGGUUGAGCCGUCACUCCACUCAGACUCCUGGAGUCCUGUCAAGAUUAAAUUCAACUGGGAUGCAAGUUACUGGACUAAGCAGAUUUCUACUCUAGGUAAAACUUCUGUUAACAAACCAAGAGAGUUAAUAAACAAUCUCUAAAGUUCUCAGUUUAAAGUGAGAGCAAUACUUUUGCCUGGUUUUUACAAGACAUAAUAAAAGUUUGGAUUUUGUCAGUGAUUUUAUUUAUUCUUAUCUCAUAAAAGAAAAACCCCUCUCUGUUGCUCUGCAGGCCAGCUGAAUGUUGAAGGGGGAAGCUGCACUUAUCCUCAGGGUCUGUCCUGCUCCAGUAUCCUCAGGCCUCAGCCCCUCACCUGUAUGACUCUGCCGUCUGUGUGUCACAGAGGACGAGAGUCUGGCUGCGGGUACCAGGCCUGCUGUGAGCCUCAGAUGUGUUGCCUUCACGGCAUCCCCUCUCAGCCAGAUCUGUCCAGUCUGGACAAAAGCCAGUUGGAAGCCACUCUGUAUAACCCCAGCUGUGUUCAACCUGCUCUUAUCUCCUCCCUGCACCAGAGCCAGCAGCUCCAGAGAUGCUGGGACCCAGACAGCUCAACGCAAUGUCCUCCACCUUCAUCACCUGUCCCAAUCAUGGGAAACAUCCAGCUCAACUGCAGUCGAUCUGCGUCCCAGCCACAAUCUGCUGCCUCCCACUCUCAAACAAAGUCCUAUCUCUAUCACCAACACCAGAGAGAAAUUCUCCAGGACAGCCAAAAUCCGCAAAGUGCAGACCACAGCAGACCAGGCCAGUGUCAGAGGAGGCUGUCAACGAGCACCACUCUGCAGCCGGAUCCCAGUCACACAGCUGCAGACAGAGAUGUGACGAGUGAGGAGAACUGGGAGGAUAGAUGUAGGGUGGAGGAGGACGAUGGAGGAACAGCUGGUGUUGAAAGCAGAGAGCUGCUGGAUGAAGAGCUGCAGGGGGACAAGAGGGAGCAAAGUCCCAUCCAGCAGCAGCAGCAGCUUCAUGUUUAUCCUGCAGCAGAGCAAAGAAAAGAGCAGCAGAGGAACCGGCCAGCACUGACGCUGAGAGACCACAGAGACGGCAGGGUGAGAGAAGUCAAGAAUCCCUCUGAUUACGUGUUCGAAAGCUUUGAAAUAAGUUGAUUCAUAUUCAUACAGAAACUAAAGUCAAACUUGCUUGGCUUUGAACCAGGAUGCAGAGUUGCAAUGUGCCGCAUUGAAGUUUUCAGUUUGCUCACAAAAUUUGACCCUCCUCCACUCCAGUAUCAUGAUUUGUGCUCCAGAGUCACAAUGAAUGUCGAUAAUGUAAAUAUAUACUCGCUUCAAUUAAAUCCUGAAAGCUCAGAGGAGCAUAAGCAUCAACCAGUAAAUCCUGUAUAGACAUUUUGCUCUUCCAUUUAGCAAAGUCGAAGUUUCUCAGUCAAAACAACAGAAAAAAAAUCUCUUUUUUCAAGACCUGCUCCAAUAUCAGCUGUGAGAACAAAACAUGAUGUAAAAGGUGAUUAUACAGAGGACUAAAAAAAUCGUCUUGCUUGCUGACGUACUUUUUUCACUGCCAAAUUUUUGAGUCAAUGCUGAAUGUCGACUCAGCUUUUUUCUCAGAAAAUCUGAUCAGAACACAAACACUAAAAUCCAACAUAAAGAAAUAACUGAUCUUGUGGCUGAAAAUCUCAUUUUAUUUUGCAGGUUAUGAAGAAGCAUCAGUUUUAUAGUGACAGACCUUUAAAAUGUAAAUUUCGCAUUACACCCUCCUAUUAAGGAAUGACCCACUUUAUGUAUUGGUUAUAAUUUUAAGUCCCUUAAUGGGGAUUUGUAUUAAUAAAUCGUGACUGAAUUUAGUGACAUAUUCUGGCAGUAGAAGCGAAACAACAUACAGUAGUUUCCGAGCAGAAGACGUCGAGGCUGGGAAUUUCAGAGCUUGUUGUAUUUGCAACCAUGAGAUCAAAGCAGGUUAUGUGGUGUGAGAGCUGUGCAGCCCUGGUCUGUCGGUUUUUUCAUUUCACACGUGGUUCUGCUGAGUUUCUAGAUCAUCGAACAAUUUGAACCCAAUGCACAUGUCACGACAUGGUUAACCACCCCGCACUGUUUUUUUUUGCACCUCUCUGAGACCACAACUUAUUGGUCAGUGUUAGGCCUAUUUCCUCUGCAACACAGGUGUUCAGAACAGUGGCUGAAAAACAAAGAAAAGAACAAAUGCUUAACUCUUUAAUUGAAGUCAUGUUAUAUCAAAAAUAUAGUUGUACAAUUAGAUUUUACUGUAUAUGUCCAAAAUGUCCUAUAUCAGACUGCAGGUAGUGUUUAAUUUGUUCAUUAUUUUCAAAAAAACUAAAAAUAAAGGAGGACUUUAUUGUAAUGCCAGAAUGAUCUCUUCCCACAUUUGACAGCUCGCCUGAAAAACAGAUGGUGCAACACAAAUCUGCUCGAGCUCUUAUGAAGAAAAGAUGAUAAAACAAAGAGAUGCUUUGACAAUUAAAGCUCUGAGCUGCUUCCCAAAACCAGGAGAGCACUGUUCCUCAUAAUCACGCCUAAUGCUGGAGGUUUGAGCAGCCACAUUAUCACCGCUGCAAAAUGUCUCAACGUGCACUCUCACAAGCACGAAGAUGUAUUGUAUUUACACUUUCAAGUCACGGCAUCUGAAAAUGACAUAAAACCACUUGGGUGCGUUCAUUUAUGUACUUAACCUGUCAUUAAUGAGUCACUGAGGGAAUAGAGGGAGCUGCCAGUUUGACUUCAGUUCUGGUUCACACUUUGAGAUAAAUUCCUACACCCCCUCUCCGUCGUUCCAGAGAGAGGGAUUAUAGUCUAUUUUCCCUCCACAGUCUGAUCCUAUGUAGCUCUCCCAAGGGGCAUGGAUCAGGUAUGUGUUUUAAUCGCAUGAUACAUUAGAGGAAGUGCUCUGUGGUCUGAAUAUGGGCGGUGAUUGCACUUAAAAAACGAAAGAGAAAAGGGAGAGGGAGAGGUGUUAAAAAGAAACUGGUUCAAAGUUAUUUCUUCUUCUUUCAUUUCCUGAGGAGACGGUUAAGUUUUGUAAAGGAGCUUUUUUGAGACACUUGUAUUAGUUUAACUGUAAUUCAAGAGAGGAGAGAGUUGUUCUAAACUAAUUUGCUGGUCCAGUUUAAUCCAGACACUCCCAGGUUCAAGGAUGCUGUUGCCUAAUUUGACUUUUAAAAUAUACCAUGGCCCAGCCAAAUGUUUGUUCACACAGGUUUAUCGAAACUUGAAACUAUAAUGGGAAAUUUCCUCAUACUUUUAUUGUCAUCAGAAAAAAAAUGUGAGGGUGGGUCUACAGCACAAAUGAUUAACCAGCUUUUAUACACAUAGAUUUAAGGAGUGGUCAGGAUAAAGGGGUCGCAACCCCCAUGCCCCCAACCACCAGAUGUCAUCUGAUUGGCCACCAAAGCUCGAAACUACAGAUUGCGAUUGGUCAGAGACUUAUCUUAAAACCACUUCCUGUUUAUUGCUUUUUUGCUUUUUUUGAAUUUUGAUCCUUUUUGGACUUCAUACCUACUUUCAUGAGUCCUUUGAAAAUUAAGCUAAAUAGAUUUCAAUAAUGAUGCUCUGUUUUGCUACUUGAAGAGGAUAAAAUCAUGUAGGUAUAUCUAAAAACUUUUAGAUACUGAAAUGUUGGAAGUCAAGAGUUGAAACUAUGUUGAAUAAUAGUGUUUGAACAGUUCCCAGCAUAAGUCAGUACACCCCCUAUUAAUAUCUAGAUAAGCAAAAAUACAAUUUCCAAAGUUUUGACAAAGCUGAGUUUAACAUAACAUUUUACCAUAAGAUGAAAAUAAGAGUGAUAUGGUAGCUAAAAUUUAGCUUUGCUCCCUGAACUUUGAUUGGGGUGUUCUCAUUUUUGCAUCCUGACUUUAAAUUGAAAAAAAAAAAAAACCUUUUUUGUAUGCAACUUAAAAAUCUUUUUUUUUGCAAUCAAUUGCCGACAUUUAGGGAAUAUUUUGUUGUAAAGUCUGACAUAGAAAAUGUUGGUUUUGAAAGGAAACUAAAGGUUUUCAGACAACUCUGAGUCGAUGCCUCAGUUGGCCAACCAAGUCAAAAAAAUCUGUCUUCCUCUCACCCCUGAUUUAUGUCACUGUUUAGCUAUGAAAUAAAUAUCAGCAGCAAACUAUUAUUAAAUCAAUCUGUCAAACUUUUUAUGUGUUAUGUAUUUUUCUCGGGGCACUUCACAAAAGAAACCGGUCUUGACUGUUUUCUGUUAUCAUCCAUGAACCAACGCUCCUGACAACAUGUGGACACCUUGAACAAAACUAGUCUUGUAAGUGAACAGCCAUAUGCUGAGGCUGAACACUGUAAUCCAGGAAACAGUCUUAAUUACGUUUGAGUUGUAAAUGACCCCUCAUGGCCCACCUGCAGAAACAUCAGCACCCUCACUUUGGGAUUAAUCAAAGGGGUUUCAUUGCAUGUACAACAGUGAAUUUACAUAUGGUAAUAGGUGUUGUAACAGACCCUUUUAUCAAUAACAGUAAUUCAUGCAGCUGUGUGUACCACUCUCUGCUUGUAAGGACUGACUCAUUUGGAAUAAAUACUGAGUGCUCUGAUUGAUGUUCAUUUAGUGUGUGCACCUGUACUUCAAGGUUGUCGCCACACUCAUGAACACAGCCCGCUAAUGACAUGAACAGAGGCUUGAAACCAUGCUUACUUUUGUAUGUGUGUGUUCCCUAACAGAGAUCCACGUCCCUGGAGGUGCCGGUGACAGCUCACGAGUGUGUAUCUGACGUACAGAUACAGAGCAGCAGACUCAGCCCUAGUUUGGUGUGCACGAGGAGAAAGAGACGCUCCCAGAGCAUCCCGGCAGAACUGGCAGCUCCAUCCGGCAGCCCUUACUCUGAGAGGCCCACAGGAAGCACUCACAGCCCAGAGGCAGGAGCUGCAAAUAAGGUAACCCUGCAUGUGAAUGUAAUCACACAUGAAGGAAGUGGAGCUAAGCUGACUGACUGAAUGGAGGUGAAUCCUGUUGUAUUUGGCUUUUCUCCUGUCUAAUACCGUUUCCUUGAAAAAUCAUUAUUAUUUAGGGCUCUAACAGACAUUUAUUCACGUUUUAAUUCAUCUACUGACUGAAUGUGUAGUUGCUUGCAUACGCCAUACACUAGUAAAAGAAAAUGUCUUUUCUAAUGUUAUUUUCGAAUCUUUGGAUUGCUCAUUUUGAGAAAAAAAGACUGAAACAAGCAAAAAUUAAAGCAUUAAAUCCCCACCAUUCAAAAUCUAAAUCAGAUACUAAUAAUUAUAUGUAUAUUUAAAAUCUACAGUCAUUUGGUUAAUCAUAGAGCGGAGACAUUUAAGGAUUUUAUGUCCAUACCUAGGGGGAACAGUGGUAUUUCUAUGUUUUGAAACCCAUUAAAUGGUCAGUGCGAUUACGACUGCAUCUUGAAAAGUGCUGCCUUUAGUGUGUCCAGAGAGACCUGAGCAAAGUUUGAUAAGACUGUUAUGUACCUCAAAAACCUCCAUUUGAGAUUAAGACUCUUUUCUAAAGAUUAUCUUUGUGCUUUUAUUGACUGAGGACAGGGAAGAGAGCAGAAAGUGACAUGCAGGAAAAAACAAGGAGCUCUUAUAACAGAGCCAUACUGCCAAAUAAAACUGGUCCUGGAUGGAGUUAACUUUACCAAUCAGGCUGCUUUCCAUCUGUUGUAAAAAGAGUUUCAUAUGUUUGUGUAUUUUCAGUAUGCCAGUGUGGACCCCAAACAGAGGAGAGCUUCAGAUGGGGUGCUCUGUGUCGUCAAGGAAUCUUCAUCCGAGAUGCCUCCCUACAGACGCCACCGGUCUCCUCUGCUGUCCUACAAGACUGAGCCAGGUGCUGGAUUAUAGUCCGAAACCACACUGUUGACUAUUAUAGGAACCAUAACAUGCAUACUAUUAUCUAAAUGCAUCAUAUUUUUCCAUUUUCUCAGAGCAAUUUUUCACAUAUGUAAAUGAGGAGAGCGCUUUCGAGGCCAAGGAGAAGUGCAGGGCGUCGAGAAAUAGCCACAGCAGGUGUGUAGGAGAGCUGUCAGUUUUAGGAAUGUGUCCAUAUUGAAAUGAUGAAACAAGAUUAUCAUUAUUUUCCUGCUCUUUCAUUUACAGUAACAGAGACCUUUCGAAGGACUCGGGGAGGUCGAAGGUCCCAGUCGUUUGCCUGGAGCGUCUCAAAAUUCUCGUGUCUCAACUUCCCCCACAUGGACGACGACAAAGUGACCCUUUACCUGCCAGUGGGACGGAGAAGAGUGACACUGUGUCACAGGACAGAACCUGGCACGAUAGAGCUCCAGAGGUACGCAGUGAAGUAGUUAUUAUAUUUGUAACAGGAAUGACUGAUUUGUCAACUUUUUGGGGUAAAGGUCAAGUUUUGAGCCUCAAUACUUGUUUAAAACCAACUAAAGUGCCUGUAUUGCAAGUUAUUAAGAACUUUAUUCGUGACUGCAGUAUGUUGUUUGUUUGUUUUGGUAAUAAUGGACAGAAAGCCUUAUUAAUUAUAGUUAUACACAGUUGUUAUUUCAGCAGAUGUAUUAAAUAUAAUAAUUUAUUCUCUUUUCUCUCAUCCUAACCAGAUCAGUGCUCAUCAGACCACCGAUGACUUCGACAGAGGGCUCCUCAGCUCUCAGAAGACAACCACCCUGCCAUCCACUGACUCCAAAUAUGUGGCGCAGAGUUACUCCCUCCUGGACCUGGACUCUGACUCCGACCCCAGAUCCGUUUCAGAGGAAGCAGUGUUUUCUUGGGAAGACCCAGAACAGCAGCAAGACUCAGAACCAUCACUGGAGUCUGACCAAAAUGCAGAAUCUUCCUCUGAGGGUGAGAAGUCUGCAGCUGAAGGGGGGAUCGGGCUCUGCGGUGAAGCAGAUAUCGUCGGGGAUUCAGAGCCAAGUUUGGAAUAUGAAGUGGAUCCAGGAUCAGAGGAUGGACAACAGCUGGAUGCUGAUGCAGAAUCAGGGGAUGGUGGGACAGAGUCUGACAUCCAGCCUGAAUAUGAACCUGUGUUCCAGGCAGAGACUGACUCUGAAGUAACAUCUGACCAUCCUCAAGAUUCGCAGGGCUCUGUGGAGUCUGAGCUCGAUUUAGACUCCGACCCUGAACUGACAACAGAUGACCCUCAACCGCUCCGCUCGGACCUGGAAGAGGACUCGCACGUCGGUCCUAGUCAGAGGCCGCUUCUGAUCGCAAACCCCUCUGCUCUAAGAGGCCCAGAGGACGACGAGCCUGACCAGGACAGUGCUGCGAUGGAGAGUGAGGACUUCUGCGCCGUGUGUCUGAUUGGGGGAGAACUGCUCUGCUGCGACCGCUGUCCUAAAGUCUUCCAUCUGUCCUGCCACAUCCCAUCUCUUCUCAGCUUCCCCUCGUAAGCCUCUUAUACUUUAUACAGUCCAUUCAACAUUUUAGCCUGUCAUUGUUCAUAACCUGAUGAUCCUUCUCGCCUGGCUCAGCGGUGACUGGGUGUGCAGCCUGUGCAGAGAUGUUAUACAGCCAGAGGUGGAGUACGACUGUGAAAACUCAAGAACAUCCGGGGAGCACACAUCAGCACUCGGACUCUCCGAGUAUGACCAGAGAGUAAGUCGUUUUAGAUAAUACGCAUAAAUGAUGAUGAGCGUCUUCUGCCUGUUUCUAUGACUUUACAAAGUCUGUCAUAUAUUUUUUUUUUACCCAAAUGUAGAAAUGUGAGCGUCUGACUCUCCUGAUCCUCAGUAACAUCCUCAGUGCUCCCUUCCAUGAGCCUGUCAGUCCACUUGUGAGUGUCGUCCAUUUUUAGCUGUCUUGUUACAGUUUCUGAGUAUAGUUUAAUCUUUGGAGAAUUGAGGAUUGUCUGAUUUAGAUGAACAUAACUGUGUGCCCUGAUUGUCACAGUGAUUAUAUAGUUAUAAAAUCUGUGGAUCAUUGAUGCGCUAAAUUUCAAAUACAGAGAGAUUAUAUCUUCAGAUCUGUAUUUAUAAGAUGGUUGAUUACAUCUGUUUCAUGCAGGCUCGUCAUUACUACCAGAUCAUUAAAAGGCCCAUGGACCUAUCUGUGAUCAGGGCCAAACUCAACAAGAGGAAUACUCGACAUUAUCACUCAGUGGACGAGUUUGUUGCCGAUGUCUAUCUCAUGUUCCGCAACUGUGCGAAGUUCAAUUACGUAAGUUGGAAGUGUAUAAACUGUGUACAUUUUCGAUAUGAAGCCAACAAUGACUGAUCUGAUAAAAAGGCUCUUUCUCUCUCUCUGACCCCAGCCUGACUCUGAGGUGGCUCAAGCAGGCCGCAGUCUCGAGUCAUUCUUCACCUCCAAGCUGAAAGAAGUUUUCACAGACGGCGUUUUUCCUGGGGCAGAGGCGGAGUCUGACAGCGACGAGUACGAUGAGGCCUACAGGACCGCCGAUGGUGGUUUCCCCUGGCCAGAGAGGAGGGAGCAGUGCCACAGGAAGAGGAAGAGGAGACACUCUCUUAAAACAAGGAGACAUAACUUCUAAUCAGAGGUGAACAGAGUUCAGCCAGGAGCCUCACUUAUGUUGUACUUGUGUGUAGCUAUGCUGUUUAUUGUUUAGCAGCCUGCAGGACUGUGUUUCCAUGCUGUAAUCUGACAAUAGGCCUAAUUUGUGGUUUGCAAUAAUAUUACAAGGCUGCCAUCUGAUGGCAGCUUGACAUAUUGACAGAACAGUUCAGAUAUUUGAUAUGCUGUAGCAACGACUGUCCCUGCAGACUUUAACUGAUAGGAUGAGCAGAGUGUAAAGGAACAAUGAACAGAUUUUUAAUCUCCUUAAUGUUUUUUAUGCGGACACAAAUCUCUCUGAAAAAUACUGGGGGACUUCUGCAGCCUUAAAGAUGAUGCUGCAUCUGUAUCUGCAUCAAAUCAUGUUUUAAACACAGGUUAUUUACUCUUUGUGCACUGGAAAUUACCCUCUCUUUUUUAAUUCAGGACUUGUUGCAUUAGACACCUGCUGUUAAAGAAUGCUGUAGUUGUAUGUUCAUUAGUCUCACUUUACUAGGACGAAUACUUUACGUGAUUAAUGUUGCUCUGAUAUACACAGCACUUUGUAACUUUCAGAUUGGUAAAUUCUAUAUUUACCAUGUUUGUAAUUAUAUUAUACAUUUAUUUUACUAUAUUUGCCAUUUUACCUUCUAGAUGUUUGCAGGCAUUUAUCAUAGGUUUGAUUAUUGAUAUAAUAUGUGUCCAAGUAGCUUUUUUUUAGUGAAGAACUAAUGAAUUUAUAGUCUUUGUCUUGCUGACGGGAUGACUUAGAAUGUGAGUCUAAGAGGGAAAUAUAACCAUUGUGAGAUUUAAAAAGGACAUAUGCUUUUAGAUAUUUGUAAAGGAUUUAAUAACCAGAUCAAACAAUACAGGAAAAUAUUACAUUUAAUUAUCGAUUAGGUUUGAUUACUUGCUAUAUGCUUUCAGUAUCACUUUAGUUUUAGCCAAAUUUUGUACUCUUCUGUUUUCUCAAUAUCUCAGGCUUGAUAAGAGUGUAAGCUACUGAUAACAUUAAAUAAUGAUGAUGAUGAUUAUAAGCUGUAGGGUCACACUGAAGUAUGUCAUUUUAUAAUAUCUGCUGUUGUAGAGCAUUUUACUUCUUUUUUAAUGUUCUUGACUUGCUUCCUGCAGCCUAAGGUAGAUUUUAAUCAACAUUUAAAGUACUGCACAAUAUGAUGAUUGUCUGAGCACUCUCUGACCACGGUCAAGAGUGGUGGAUCUACAGUAUAUGUAAAGAUACUUCCUUUUAAAUCAGUAGAUGUAACAGUAUUUCCUCUUCUAUGAGAGAGCACUGACAGUUACUGUUAUUGUUACUGUUACGGUUUUAGGCAAGCAGCCUUGUUCCUUUAUCUUGUUUUUUACUGUAACCGUCAAACUUCACAUGUAUUCAUAUGAAUAAAAUACGUUGAGGAAUAA
Molecule: messenger RNA, 21139 nt
Organism: Xyrichtys novacula (pearly razorfish)
Lineage: Eukaryota; Metazoa; Chordata; Actinopteri; Labriformes; Labridae
Source: the annotation of a GenBank genome assembly